Molecule: messenger RNA, 1777 nt
Organism: Cucurbita maxima (winter squash)
Lineage: Eukaryota; Viridiplantae; Streptophyta; Magnoliopsida; Cucurbitales; Cucurbitaceae
Product: 4-hydroxybenzoate polyprenyltransferase, mitochondrial
Exons: 8
Coding region: 315-1499 (394 amino acids)
Biological process (GO): ubiquinone biosynthetic process
Cellular component (GO): mitochondrial inner membrane
Molecular function (GO): prenyltransferase activity
Source: RefSeq, a predicted model, not a curated record
UGGAGGGCGAAGCAUAUGCGAAGCAGAGAUAGGUAUAGAACACAAAAACUUGGCGGGGGCUUUUCAUUGGCCGUUUAGCCGCCAUGUUGAGAACACCGAAAGUAUUUGAACGAAGACGGAAGUUGGGAAUUUGUAACGUCCAGUCGAUUCGAUGGAGAAAUGAUGGAAUUUGGAACUGGACGAGGACUAAGGGUGAUUGCUGAGUGGUAAUUGUUCUAUUCGAAUUCAGAAUUCCAACAAAUUCGAGCCAUUCGAGACGAUUUGAUUGAAAUUAUAGUAUAAAAUAGUUCUAUUAGCUUGUUUUUGGCUUGGGAAUGGCGUCUUUGCUAUUCCGUACUUCACGCAGGUCUGUGUCCUGCCUCUUUGUUCAUCGUAAAUUUCUUAAUUCCUUAUCGAGUCUCGACGCGCCAAUCUCUCACUCCAGAGCUAGUUUAGUUUCCAAUUUAUGGUGUACUCGGUCGGAUUUUGCUUGCGAAAAUUUUAUUCGAGAUUUUAGAUUUGGAUUCAUCCAUGGGUUAUCUACGUCUUCGGAUGUAAAGGAGAGUUCAAAGAGUGACGAGAGCCCGUCUGGUAGUGUUAAACAGGAUGGAGGAUCACAGGCGAAAGUUGAGAUGUCCUGGAUUUAUUUGUAUUUGCCCAAAAAGAUUCAGCCUUAUGCUCACCUUGCGCGGCUCGAUAAACCCAUUGGGACGUGGUUACUUGCUUGGCCUUGUAUGUGGUCAAUUACCUUGGCGGCAUCUCCAGGCCAACUUCCUGACUUUAAAAUGCUGACUCUAUUUGGAUGUGGGGCUUUGCUUUUGAGGGGUGCUGGGUGUACCAUAAAUGACCUCCUUGAUCAAGAUAUUGAUACAAAGGUUGAACGUACAAAGCUAAGACCAGUUGCAAGUGGUCAAUUAACUCAACCCCAGGGAAUCAGUUUUUUAGGGUUGCAGCUGUUUCUGGGACUUGGAAUUCUCCUUCAACUGAAUAAUUACAGUCGCAUUUUGGGGGCUUCCUCUUUGCUUCUAGUCUUCUCCUAUCCUCUCAUGAAGAGGUUCACGUUUUGGCCUCAAGCCUAUCUGGGUCUGACCUUCAAUUGGGGAGCUUUGUUAGGAUGGGCUGCUAUCAGAGAAUCUUUGGAUCCAGCUAUUGUUUUGCCACUGUACUUGUCUGGAGUAUUCUGGACUCUUGUAUAUGAUACGAUAUAUGCACAUCAGGAUAAGAAGGAUGACUUAAAAGUUGGCGUUAAAUCUACUGCUUUGAGAUUUGGAGAUUCAACUAAGGAGUGGAUUUCUAUGUUUGGAGUUGCAAACAUUGGCUGUCUUGCUCUUAGUGGUUACAAUGCUGAUAUUGGAUGGCCGUUUUAUGCACUUUUGGCUGCUGCUUCUGGACAAUUGGCUUGGCAGAUUUCAACAGUCAACUUAUCGAGUCGUGCUGAUUGCAAUAGAAAGUUCAUCUCCAACAAGUGGUUUGGUGCUUUAGUGUUCAGUGGGAUCUUGCUUGGAAGACUUUCAUCUUAGUAGCCCUAUCCGAAAAAUAUGCGAAAGCGGGUACACGUUCGGAAUAUAAGAGGAUUCGAUCUUGCACUAUCUUCAAAUAAGGUUAGUACCAAACUAUAAUGACCUUUGAGUUUGGAUAAGACUUCGGAAGUUUCAGAAUGUGUAAAGAUCUGCUGAUAUGGCCUUCAUUUGGGGGGAUGAAGCCAAAGGUUUUGAAGUAGCCAUUGCUACUAUUGAAGGAGUUUUCACUUGAGAGUUAUAUGUUAUAGUAAUUCAAAUCGAGUUUCUCUCGAACUUCU